GGCGCGCCGGGGGUGUGCGGGUGCGCGCGGCUAGGAGGGGAAGCGGCGGUGACGCUGGCGUCUGGCUCGCCUGGACCGUGUCUCGGGGAAGUCGGGUGCUGGGGCGGGAGAGGCCUCUUCUGCACUAGGGGACAGAGCCUAACGGGGAGGUCGCGGGGUCCCGACCCUGCCACGUCUCGGCUGACUGCGGCCUGACUGACUGGGCUUCCCCUGGGCGCUUUCCCUUCUUCGAGGCCGGGCCCCUGAGGGUCUCCCUUUUCGGCCCAGCAUCUGUCGUGGGGAGCGGCACAUGCUAUUUCAGGGCCUGGGUCCCCACUGGGUUUUUCUGAGUUGAAGCGGAGGUGGAAGGAAACGCAGUCUCUCCUCUCCAGUGGUCUGGAUAAGGGGAACCCGCCCCUGGUGGGAAACGCCGCUCUGUGAAAUCUGCUUUCCAAUUUCAUUAGGGGUAUGCAUGCGUUUCUUGUAGAUGUGGGGCUGGUGACUUUCUCCCCAGAUGCUGAGGUGCCUGGAUCCCUGGCGCAGGCCAUUACUGAGCUGCAGUUGGAGUAGACUGUGCCUUCUGAAGCAGCAUCUGUUUACCAUGAAGUUGCAGUCUCCAGAAUUCCAGUCACUUUUCACAGAAGGAUUGAAGAGUCUGACAGAAUUAUUUGUUAAAGAAAAGCAUGAAUUGAGAAUAGCAGGAGGAGCAGUAAGGGAUUUAUUAAGUGGAGUAAAGCCUCAGGAUGUGGAUUUCGCUACCACCGCUACCCCUGCUCAGAUGAAGGAGCUGUUCCAGGCGGCCGGUGUUCGCAUGAUCAACAACAAAGGAGAAAAACAUGGGACGAUCACCGCCAGGCUUCAUGAAGAGAAUUUUGAAAUUACCACAUUACGGAUAGAUGUUACCACCGAUGGAAGACAUGCCGAGGUCGAGUUCACAACCGACUGGCAGAAGGAUGCUGAACGCAGAGAUCUCACCAUAAAUUCUAUGUUUUUAGGUUUUGAUGGUACUUUAUUCGACUACUUUAAUGGUUAUGAAGAUUUGAAAAAUAAGAAAGUUAGAUUUGUUGGACAAGCUAAACAGAGGAUACAAGAAGAUUAUCUUCGAAUUUUAAGGUAUUUUAGAUUUUACGGGAAAAUUGUAGACAAACCUGGUGACCAUGAUUCUGAGACUUUGGAAGCAAUUGCAGAAAAUGCGAAAGGCUUGUCUGGAAUAUCAGGAGAGAGGAUUUGGGUGGAACUGAAAAAAAUCCUCACUGGUAAACAUGUGAAUCAUUUGAUGCACCUCAUCUAUGAUCUUGACGUGGCGCCUUACAUAGGCUUACCUCCUAAUGCAAGUUUAGAAGAAUUUAACAAAGUGAGUAAGAAUGUUGAAGGUUUUUCACCAAAGCCAAUGACUCUUUUGACCUCAUUAUUCAAAGUACAGGAUGAUGUCACAAAAUUGGAUCUGAGGUUGAAGAUUUCAAAAGAAGAGAAGAAUCUUGGUUUAUUUAUAGUUAAAAACAGGAAAGAUUUAAUUAAAGCAACAGAUAGUUCAGAGCCACUGAAACCCUAUCAAGACUUCAUUAUAGAUUCUAGAGAGCCUGAUGCAACUGCUCGCGUCUGUGAACUGCUCAAGUACCAGGGAGAGCACUGUCUUCUGAAGGAGAUGCAGCGGUGGUCCAUCCCUCCCUUUCCUGUAAGUGGCCAUGACAUCAGAAAAGUGGGCAUUUCUUCUGGCAAAGAAAUUGGGGUCCUCUUACAACAGUUGCGAGAACAGUGGAAGAAAAGUGGUUACCAAAUGGAAAAAGAUGAACUUCUGAGUUACAUAAAGAAGACCUAAAAACUGGUGAGAGCUGGCUACUGAAAAGCAAGACAAUGUUUGGUAAGACUAGGUCCCCCCACCCCUUCCUUUUAAAGACUUGAAUAUAUAGCAGAAUAAAAGCCAGUUUAGCAUAUUUUGUAAAAUAUAAUUAUAUUUCAGGCACUAAACUGAAGUCUACCUCCUCUUAAAUUGACUUGUAUCACUGACCCUUGUAUUUCUUUUGGAAUAGUUCCUACUGAGAAGAGUGGAGUUGGAUUCGCCUAUCUUAGUCUGUCAAGGCCUUUUUAAAAAAGUGGUUUUUGUCUGUUUUUGCAUAGGGCAGAACUAAGAGUGAUCUUAAAAAGCAGUAACUGUCUUGAAGAAAAAAAGUUUUAUUAUUUGCAAUGGAAGUAACCGAGUUAAUUUUAUACAGUAACUGUCUAAGUGUCAGGUUUUAUGUAAACUGCAGAAUAAACUUGUGCUUGAAAA
Messenger RNA from Vicugna pacos (alpaca), 2248 nucleotides. The record is from RefSeq and is a predicted model, not a curated record. NCBI's taxonomy places the organism in Eukaryota, Metazoa, Chordata, Mammalia, Artiodactyla, Camelidae.